AGGCCAUGCACAACGCUGCCGAUCCUGGGGAAUACGUUGGACUUCGUCAAGAACAACGACAAAUCGACUCGGUGCUUACUGUUCCACGACUGGGUGUCGAGUCUGGUGCAGGAGUUCAACGGGGAGGCAUUCCUGCUGAGCGCCCCCGGACGUCCCGAUAUCCUCGUGGUCUCGACACCCGAGGCGUUCGAGGAUGUGACCAAGCGGCAGUUUGACACGUUCGUCAAGGGUGACUACCUCCACGAAAUGUUCUACGAUCUCUUGGGCAACGCUCUCACCAACAGUGACGGCGACGUGUGGCAGUUCCAGCGCAAGAUCUUCGCGAAGCUGUUCAGUGCACGGGCGUUGCGUGAGUCUAUGACCUCGACGAUCCAGAAGCACGGCCGCACCAUGCACACGCUGUUUGAGAACGGUGCUGCAUCUGGCGCGAGCUUCGACCUCUUUCGCCUUCUCAGCCGAUUCGCGAUGGAAUCGUUUGCCGAGAUCGGGUUUGGCAUCCAGAUGGGCUCCCUUGCCAUCGGUGAAGACCAUCCCUUUGAAAAAGCAUUUGAUAUCGCUGAGGAAGCGACUGCGAAGCGGUUCUCGGUGCCUGCGUGGUUCUGGAAGCUGCAGCGGCUUCUGAGCGUGGGCAGUGAAGGUCAGCUCCAGCGAGCGAUCCAGGUGAUUGACUCUACCGUUUUAAAGUUCAUCUACGAGUCCAUCGCUGGUCGUGCUCGAGACGAGAAGCGCACAGGAGGUGCUCAGAAUAUCGUUUCGCUGGCGUUGGAUUCCUGCGACUUGGAAGGCGAAGCGGAUCCACAACUACUCCGAUCCAUUGCCAUCGCGGCGAUCAUUGCAGGCCGCGACACAACCUCGGAGACUCUCAGUUGGUUCUUCUACACGCUCAGCCAGCACCCUGAAGUUGAACGCAACAUCCGGACCGAAAUGCUCGAGAGAAUCCCGCGGCUGGUACUUGAGACGGGAUACUUUCCGGCCAUGGACGAAGUGCAAUCGCUCACGUACCUCGAGGCCGCGAUCAAGGAAACGCUACGGCUGUAUCCUCCUGCAUCGUUCAACAUCAAGCACUGCAGCGCGGAUAUCUUCCUCUCCGAUGGUACAUUCAUCCCGGAGGGCACCACGAUCGGUCUGCCUUCGUACGCUAUGGGCCGCAUGACUAGCACUUGGGGCCCCGACUGCAACGAGUACAAGCCCGAGCGCUUCCUGGACCCGGACACCGGCAAAUUGCUGUCUGUUUCCCCGUUCCAGUUCCCCGCAUUUUUCGCUGGUCUGCGCAUUUGUGUCGGCAUGAAUCUGGCCAUGCUCGAGAUGAAGAUCGUGCUG
Molecule: messenger RNA, 1320 nt
Organism: Phytophthora sojae
Lineage: Eukaryota; Oomycota; Peronosporomycetes; Peronosporales; Peronosporaceae
Exons: 2
Molecular function (GO): oxidoreductase activity, acting on paired donors, with incorporation or reduction of molecular oxygen; monooxygenase activity; iron ion binding
Source: RefSeq, a predicted model, not a curated record